Molecule: messenger RNA, 3072 nt
Organism: Oenanthe melanoleuca
Lineage: Eukaryota; Metazoa; Chordata; Aves; Passeriformes; Muscicapidae
Product: zinc finger protein 420-like
Biological process (GO): regulation of transcription by RNA polymerase II
Molecular function (GO): RNA binding; DNA-binding transcription factor activity, RNA polymerase II-specific; RNA polymerase II cis-regulatory region sequence-specific DNA binding
Source: RefSeq, a predicted model, not a curated record
GGCAGGCAGCCGGAGAUGGAGCCAGAGCUCGGACCUGGUGGUCCAUGAGCAGCUUCGUGAUGGGGAGAAGCGCCACAAGUGCUCAGAGUGUGGGAUGAGCUUCAGAUGGAGGUACCUCCUGAUCCGCCACCAGAGGAUCCACACUGGGGAGAGGCCCUACGAGUGUGGGGAGUGUGGGAAGACGUUUCAGACCAGAGGCAAUCUCCUCAAGCACCAGCGCACGCACACAGACGAGAAGCCCUUCCGCUGCCCUGAGUGCGGGAAGGGAUUCAGACGAAACUCCCACCUCAUCUCCCACCGGCGCAUCCACACCGGGGAAAAGCCCCACGAGUGUGAGGAGUGUGGGAUGAGCUUCAGCCGGAGCUCCUAUCUGAUCUGCCACCAGAGGAUCCACACUGGAGAGAGGCCAUACAGGUGUGAGGAGUGUGGAAAGAGUUUCAGGCAGCGUUCCAGCCUAAAUCUUCACCAAAUGAGUCAUACUGGGGAGAGGCCAUACGUGUGUUCUAAGUGUAGGAAGAGGUUUCCCACCCGCUCUCGUCUUGUAAUACACUACCAGACACACACGGAGGAGAGGCCCUACGAGUGUCCUGACUGCGGGAAGGGCUUCAGGCAAAAGUCCCACCUCAUCACCCACCGGCGCGUCCACAGUGGGGAGAGGAAAGAGUGUGACGAGUGUGGGAAGAGAUUCUCCCGCAGCUCAAACUUGACCCAACACCAACGGAGGCACCGUCAGUUCCGGAGGGUCCCGGCCAUGGCGAUGCAGGAGCCCCGCCCCAACCACACCAUCGACACCAACAACCUCAACGAGGAGAUCAACAAGGACGAGCUGAAGAAGUCCCUCUGUGCCAUUUUCUCCCACUUUGGGCAGGUUUUGGACAUUUUGGGCUGGCGCAGUCUCCGCAUGCGGGGCCAGGCCUUCGUCAUGCUCAGGGAGAUGAGCAGCGCCAGCAACGGCCUGCGCUCCAUGCAGGGCUUCCCCUUCUACGGCAAACCCACGAGGAUCCAGUUCCCCAAGAGGGACUCGGACAUGGCGGCCAAGAUGAAGGGAACGUUCGUGGGGCUGGAACGGGACAAGGGGCUGUCGGAGAACCCCCCGAACCACAUCCUGUUCCUGACCAAGCUCCCCAAGGAGAGCAAGGAGCUGAUGCUGUCCAUGCUCUUCCAGCAGUGUUUUUGGGGUUCCCGGGUUCAAGGAGCUGCGCCUGGUGCCCGGCGCCACGACAUCGCCUUGGUGCAGUUGGACACCGAGGUGCAGGCGGGCGCCGCCCGCGAGGCCCUGCAGGGCUCCAAGAUCACCCAGAGCAACGCCACAAAGAUCUCCUUGGCCAAAAGGGUCCCUCCCAGUCCUGCCCAGUCCCGUGUGGGGGCGCAGCCAAAACUCCCCGCAGUGAACAAGGAGUUCGGGGUUCGGAACGCGGCAGGAGGAGGAGGGAGGGAGGAAGAGGCGGAGCCGCAGCAGAAGCAGGAGGGGACAAGGAAGGAUUCCAGCGGCAUCCCGGAGCUGCCUGAACUCGCAGCGCCCCGGGACCAUCGCCCCCCAUCCCGCAGCCUGGUGGAAGAGGCCGUUUGCAGCGGCUCCAUGGCACAGGAAUCCAACAGGGAGGAAAAGCCGCAGAGAUCCCGCACCAGGAGGGGCUGCAAACGCAGAUCGCGGGGAUCUGAGGAGGAAAGACCCAGCCUGGGCCGGGCAGGCGGCCGGAGAUGGAGCCAGAGCUCGGACCUGGUGGUCCAUGAGCAGCUUCGUGAUGGGGAGAAGCCCCACAAGUGCUCAGAGUGUGGGAUGAGCUUCAGAUGGAGGUCCAGCCUGAUCCGCCACCAGAGGAUCCACAUUGGGGAGAGGCCCUACAAGUGUGGGGAGUGUGGGAAGAGGUUUCACACCCUCAGGAAUCUCCUCGUGCACCAGCGCACGCACACAGACCAGAAGCCCUUCUGCUGCCCCGACUGCGGGAAGGGCUUCAGGGAUAAUUCCACCCUCACCAAACACUGACGCAUUCCCACUGGGGAAAAGCCUCACAAGUGUGAGGAGUGUGGGAUGAGCUUUAGGCAGUGCUCCAGCCUGAUCCGCCACCAGAUGAUCCACACUGGGGAGAGGCCCUACGAGUGUGGAGACUGUGGGAAGAGCUUCAGGCAACGGAAGGAAUUAAUCUGCCAUCAAAGGAUCCACACUGGGGAGAGGCCAUACAAGUGUGGGGACUGUGGGAAGGGCUUCAGGCAGCGUGCACACCUAAUAAUACACCAUAGGAUCCACAAUGGGGAGAGGCCCUAUGUGUGCUCUAAGUGUGGGAAGAGGUUUCCCAGCAGCUCUGAUCUUGUCAAGCACUACCAGACACACAUGGAGGAGAGGCCUUACGAGUGUCCUGACUGUGGGAAGGGCUUCAAGCAAAACUCGGCGCUCAUCACCCACCGGCGCAUCCACACUGGGGAGAGGCCCUACGAGUGUGACGAGUGUGGGAAGAGCUUCUCCCGCAGCUCAAACUUGAUCCAACACCAACGGAGGCACCAGUAAGGGAAGCCCUGCGAGUGCCCAGAGUGUGGGAAGAGCUACGUGCGCUGCUCCAACUCCAUCCCCCACUGCAGGACCCACGCUGGUCAGAGCCCUGGUGACCCACAUUCCCUGGGAUCCCUGUUGGGAAAACACUUGCCUGGUACUUCCGUUGUUUUAGCCUUAGUUUUUCUCUCUUCUCCAUCUCUUUGUGCUCCAAAAGCCACAAGGGAUCGAUCUGUCCUCAAAAGCACUCAAAUUUAACUGAAAACACCUCAAUUUUUACUCAAAAAGUCUCAAUCGCACGUCCAAGUACCUUGUUCUCUCCCCAAAACAACUCAAUCCCACAUGAACCUUACCGGAUUCCAGAGCCGCCAGGGUGUGAAGGGGUUGGAAGGAGAUUGGGAGAAGUGGGAUCCAAAUUUCGAGCGGUGGGAUCAGCAUUGUGUGGGGCUGGCUGGAAGGGAUGGAUUUGUUACUAAAUAAAACUUUAGCAAUUCCUGAUUUCUGUCCCAUUCUCUUUCAGUCAGUUCGAGGUCUGUUUUCAGUGGCACCUUCUCAGCUGAUUGUGUUUGUGUCCUCCUUUCUCU